Molecule: messenger RNA, 3059 nt
Organism: Tuber melanosporum (Perigord truffle)
Lineage: Eukaryota; Fungi; Ascomycota; Pezizomycetes; Pezizales; Tuberaceae
Exons: 8
Coding region: 144-3059 (971 amino acids)
Biological process (GO): mismatch repair; nucleotide-excision repair
Cellular component (GO): nucleus; cytoplasm; XPC complex
Molecular function (GO): single-stranded DNA binding; damaged DNA binding
Source: RefSeq, a predicted model, not a curated record
ACCGUACACACACCCCGCUUACCGAGACCCGCACUUGCUCUAACAUAUCGGGAGGGCAGAAAAGGGGAAGGGAAGGUGUUUUUUUUUUCCCUGUGUCCGAUACUCCUACCGAUACUUACAAUAUUACUACCGAGCUUCCCACGAUGCCUGCUAGAAGGAAGGGAAGGAAGGUUCCGCAAAAGGAAAAGCUAAAAAAUGCUUGUAAAAAGGAGGCGCCGGUGGUGGCGAUGACGACUAGGAAGCGAAAGGCGAUGUUCCCGUCUUUGGCGGACGAUUCUGCCGAUGGGAGUAGUUCCCCCAGCGACGGCGGCGGCGGUGGUGGAGGUGGAGACGGUUCUGACGUCGGUGUCUGCGUCUCAGGGCGCAAGAAGGGCAAGGGCAAGGGAAAAGGAAAAGGAAAGGGAAAAGCGAUAGCGCAGGUUGCAAUAGACAGCGGAAGUGAUGAGGACCAGGAGGAAGAGGAAAGUGAAGCGGACGAUGAAGAAGACGAUAUGCAAUGGGAGGACGUGCUAAAUGUCAUUUCUGCGCCGGAGGCGGCGGGGACAACGGGUACUGGGUCUUCUUCCACUCCGAAUCCCAAGCGGGAUCUGGAGCUUACGCUGAAUCGCGGUAAGACUGAGCUUAGCAUUAGUAGCGGAAAGAAGAAAAAGGGGGCUUCGGCCGCGGAGCGGCAGAUUAGGCUUGUGACCCAUUGCCUGCACGUACAAUACCUAGUCUUCCACGGGAGCAUUCGUAAUCGCUGGCUAUGCGAUCCGGAGCUCCAGGCUAUUCUGCUCUCGCAUCUGAGUCCUUCGUUACUCCUGGACGUGGAGAGAUUGCAGAAAAAGCAGGGUAAACACUCCGCUGCUAGUAAAAGCCCGGGAGUCACGGACCCAAGUUUACAAGUUCUGGACGGUCUAAUGCACUGGUGGAAGAAACGGUUCACCGUCACUCGACCGGGGUUGAGGAAGAACGGGUAUAAGCCCAUGUCACAGUUUGUGAUCGAGAGGGAUGAGGUUCUGGCCAACCGGCUGCAGGGCCUAUCACAAGGAGAAGAUGGUGGGUUUAGGUUCACAACGGGCCGCACGGAUGACCAUGGGGAGCCAACGUACACGAUUUUCAAGAAUGAGGGGGAGAGAGUGGAGAGCUUGCGGGAGUUUAGGGAGAUGGCGAGGGAGUGCAAGGGGAGUAAGGAUGUUGGUGCUAUGUUUUUCACGGCCUUGCUGAGGGCUCUGGGACUUGAGGCUAGGAUGGUGUUAUCCUUGCAGCCGUUGGGUUUCGGUUUCACAGAGAGGGAGACGUUUUCAGAAAGAGUGCUUGCUGUCGCGGACGGCAAUGGAGGAGGGGGACGAGUGGAGAAGAGCGAGGAGGUGGUGGGUGAAAAAAAGACGAAGGGAAAUGAACCCCCCGAGAUCGAGCCCACAACAACAAUAGAUCGAGACCUCCCCUAUCCAAUCUUUUGGACCGAGGUGUACUCUCCCACCACAUCCACCUGGAUCACCAUAGACCCACUCGUCCUCACAGCCCUGGGCUCAGCGCCCGACCUCCUCUCCAAAUUCGAGCCAAAAGGCAAGAAUGCCGUCGAGUCUAAGCGGGUGAUCGCAUACGUACUAGCAUACUCUGACAACGGCACCGCAAAAGAUGUGACUGUAAGGUACCUAGCUAAGAAUUCCUUCCCGGGAAAAGCCAAGGGCUUUCGAAUACUCCCUUCUGAAGUCCCUGUGUACGAUAUCGAGGGGAAUAUAGUUGCCUCCUAUAAGCGUGAUUGGUUUGGGAAUGUAAUGAGGGGGUACCAGGCGCGUGGGGAACCAAAGCUUGAGCGAGAUGUCAAAGAGGAUGAGGAGCUGGUCGGGAUUGCUGCAACUGAGACGAAAUCUUUUGCUGAGAAUGGGAAGGAGAGUAUUGGGUGGUAUAAGGAUCAUCCGGAAUAUAUUCUAGAACGCCACCUAAAGCGCGAUGAAGCCAUCAAGCCUGGGAAAUCGCACGUCAAAAUAUUCGUAUCGGGGAAAGGCGAGAAGGCCAAAAACGAGAAAGUCUACGCCCGACAGGAUAUGGUUUCAUGCAAGUCCGUCGAGAACUGGUACCGUGAGGGGAGGGUCAUCAAGGAGGGCGAGCAAGCCCUGAAGAAGAGACCGUAUUGCAAGGGCUUUAUUUUUUGGGACAGACAGAGUAUGUGGUCAUGGGUUAGAUUGUCGAUGGGGAGAUUCCUAGGAAUAAGGUCUGCGAGGGUUGCAAAGAAGUUGAAGAUCAGUUACGCGGAUGCUGUCAUAGGGUUUGAGUUUAAGCAUCAGCGGGCCGCACCAUACAUUGAUGGAAUAGUCGUCGCUGCCGAAAAUGAAGACAUAGUCAGAGACGCCUGGGAGGAGGAACAAGUGCAGAGGAAGAUCAAAGAGGACGGCAAGCGGGAGAAGGCUGCAUUGACUCUGUGGAGGAGAUUCAUUGUUGGGUUGAGAAUUGUCCAGCGUCUACAUGAGGUGUAUGAGGAUGGUGAUGGCGUGGAAGAAGCCAACCCCUUCACUGCGAAAAAGUUUCGUGGGAAGGGGCAGCCUGCGCACGGUGCUCAUGACGAAGGAGAAGAGGGCGGUGGGUUCAUUAACGAUGAUGCUAGUGACGGCGGUGAACCCGGCGGCUUUAUAAGAGACAACCAAGACGAAGACAUAGAAAUGGGCGUUGGCGGCGGUUUCCUCCUCGACGUUGAGGAAGACCCCUCCGAAAAAGUACUUGUCAAGAAAAACUCUAUCCCUACGCAAGCAAUGUCAAUGAAAGAAAUGCUAGCCCGAGAGCAAGAGGCUGCCCAGUCAAUCUUUGACUCCGAGGAAGAAGCCGAGGAUACCGCCAGCUCUCAGGAGGCUAAAUCUUCAUACUUUGUCAAUCAAACACCGCCAACGACAAGAAAGAAGGCCGGGAAGAAAGAGCUGGUAGUUACUGUGGUUGUUAAAAAGCCCGCCGGGUCGGCGAAGAAGAACCCGAAGCGCAAAGUGGCCCCAAAGACUGGGACACGGAGCAAGCACUUUGUUCACGAGCCUGAGAGCGCACCUGAGGGUUUUACUCCGAGGAGGAGUUUGCGGAACCGGGGGUGA